This is a messenger RNA of Eleginops maclovinus (Patagonian blennie), 2807 nucleotides long. It is a transcript of the gene rilp, whose product is annotated as Rab interacting lysosomal protein. The transcript has 8 exons. The record is from RefSeq and is a predicted model, not a curated record. NCBI's taxonomy places the organism in Eukaryota, Metazoa, Chordata, Actinopteri, Perciformes, Eleginopidae. The coding region runs from base 288 to 1571 and encodes 427 amino acids. Gene Ontology annotation, cellular component: cytoplasm; ciliary basal body. Gene Ontology annotation, molecular function: protein dimerization activity; small GTPase binding; dynein light intermediate chain binding. Gene Ontology annotation, biological process: cilium assembly.
UAUCGUUCAUUGCCGAGUACUCAAUGUUCUUCUAAUUUUUUCUUCGCGUUGUUUCAGCAAACAUUAAAAAAUGCGUGACGUGUUGUUUGCGGAGGAGGCAGUCAAGUCCAGGCCGGUCUGCAGCGUGGGUUUAACAAUGUACGCACUUUAAACUCUACACCUGCCCUUUUAUUUUGUUGGUUUGACAUUUUAUGUUUUUUUUUUUUUUUUUACAGCUGAAUUACAUGUCGCGCUGACAAGCCACUCGGUUUCGAAAGGUGUCAAAGAGCAUGUGAAGGGAGUCAGAAAUGGAGGCACCUGAAGCACACUCGGAGACUGAAAACACAGAGGCCUGUUUCCAAAGGACCUACUCGGCUCUAACUGUGGACAAUGUUUAUGAAAUAGCUAAACUGAUCGGCACCGAGGUGGAGAAACUUAUCGAUGGCUGUGGCAAAGACAGCGUCGUGGGUCUUGUACCGAAAAUAGUGAAAGUGCUGGAGCUGCUGGAGAGCUUUGCUUCCAGGAACAAUGCUCACAGGCUGAGGGAAGAGGAGCUGCUGAAGACUUUCGAGACCAUACAGCUUCAACAGCAAAAGAGACGUGUGGUAAAGGAGAGCGACGAGGGCAGCGAGAAACAAGAAAUACGGGAGCUGCAGCAGAAGGAGCAGCAGUGGAAGACGAGGGUUGAGGAGCUGCAGGUCCAGGUGCAGCAGCUCCAGGAGGACAGGGAAGAGCUGCAGAGUAGGCUCAAGGGCAGCCAUGCACAGGAAGACCGUGUCCAGCGGCAGGAGCGAGAGGUGAUGCUGAAGCUGAAAGAGGUGGUGGACAAGCAGAGAGAUGAGCUGAGGGCCAAAGUCCAGGAAAUAACCACCAUCUCCAAAGAGGUGGAGGCGGUCCAGGAGCAGUUGGAGCGUUUCAUGAAGAUGAAUGCAGAGCUGCGACAUAAACAGAACGUGCUGCAGGCCCAGCUGAAGAGCGUCGUGGAGAGGAAGGCCGACAUGGAGGCUGACCUGAAGGAGAAAACCAAAGAGAUAGAAAACCUCCUAACACAGCUGGACAGAACCAACAGCAACAGCCCUUCUAGUCCGAAUCAAACGGCCUCGGUUUCCAAGAAACAGUCGACAGUUGACCAGAAGGACCCAGAUCCGCCAUGUUUCACCAAGAAGGAGGUGCGUGACAUCAUUUUUGAGAGGAAUGAGCUCAAAACCAACCUGUUCCUGGUGCAGGAGGAGCUCAACUACUAUCAGAGAGAGAUCCUGAAUGAGGAGAGGUGUCCAGGUUUCCUUUUAGAAGCUGUCCGCUCUACUAUCAAAAAAAGAAGAAAGCUCAUUAAGGCAAAGAUGCUCGGGAUUCCUGCAAACAAUUGCAGCAGCAGUGACGAGGAGGAGAGGAGUUCUCUGUUUGGGCAGACAGAAGUAGAUGGCGCUGAAGUUGAGAACACUGACAAACCAGCUGAGUCACGCAUUCGAAACCUCUUUGGCUUCCUGACACGGUCGGGCAAUGGCUGGAGCCCCACCCACAUGAGCAGCUCCGCCUCCAGCUGGGAGAUCAUCGGAGACUCAGAGGCUGGCGAAGAGACUGGGCAGCAGUGACUGUCCUCCUGAGUCUGGUACUCACCUCAGCAUCACCCCUUCUUCCCUUAGGCAAAUCUUCUUCCUCAGCUGGUAACAGAAAAUGUUACCGUGGCUCAUAAAAAAACUUAACAAGGACAUUUGAAGGCAGCCCUUCUUCAAAAGCACUUAGUGUGAAGAAAGAGAAAGUGCAAAUGUUUAAACAAACUUUAUUGUUAUUUGAAUUCUUUCAUUUCCCCUUUGGUUGAUUUCCCCUCUUACACACACAUCAUUUCCCUUAUUUUUCCAGAGUUUAUAAAAAGUAUAUUUAGGAUACUAGUACUAUGGUAUGUAUGGUAGUGUUCCGCAGUAUUAAAAGGGGUUCUUUUUAACUUGUUACAAAAAAAAUGUAUUUUUUCUAAGAAUCCUUUUAUCCUUUAGCGUAAAGGGAAAAUUGGCAUUACACAUAAAUAUUUAUAUAGAUCCUGAAACUAUUUUAACAAAAACCAAAGACAUUACAAGGUUAGAUUUGUUCCUCUCGGUGUUGGAAAGAGUAUUUUAAGUUCACCUCGGUUCCACAAGAGGGCAUUAUUUUCUUUUUAUAAAUAACAAUCAAGAUUUUACUAUUAAGCUGUUAUUUAACUUUUACCUCAGUAGGGGAGAUUUUACUUAUUUUUUGUCAUGAUUAAUAGUACUUUCAUGUUCAAGAAUAAACAAAGAAAUAUGUAUUCACAUUACCAGUCACUUCCAGCAUUGAGUCCAUUUUAAUCCCUUAAGCCUUAACUCAAUGCUUGUAUUGUUAUAUAUAUAUUUUCUUAAUUUCAGGCAUGGCACACAGAGUCAAAGUCUUUGGCUGGUGUGUCCCUGAUGCCAGUGCCAUAAAUGUGUGUGUAUUUGUGUGAGUAAACGCAUGUAUUGUAGCCGCUGCAGAUUGGUAAUGUAAGUUAGUCGCACAUUUAGUUUCCACCACCAUUGGCUGAUUAGUAACCCUAAAGUAACCACAUCUAAUCUGUCUGUUCAGUCUAAAUGUGCGACCAUAACAAUGCUCAGAUCAUGACAGACCAGUGCUGUGUUUGUUCAGAGACAAUAUAUGGCCUUCCAAUCAAAUCAUGUUUUUUUAAAAUACUGUGUGUCAAUUUAUUUUUGUAAGCAUGUUGUUGCUGACAAAAAUGUUUAAUAUUUUAUUGAUGAAAUGUGUUAAGGACAAGUCAGACUGUGAUAAUGAACAUUUAAAAUGAAAUUUCAAUCCAAUAAACAAAAUUGUAUUGAAAAUCAAAA